Messenger RNA from Cajanus cajan (pigeon pea), 1943 nucleotides. RefSeq names its product putative WRKY transcription factor 9. Gene Ontology annotation, biological process: regulation of DNA-templated transcription. Gene Ontology annotation, molecular function: sequence-specific DNA binding; DNA-binding transcription factor activity. The record is from RefSeq and is a predicted model, not a curated record. NCBI's taxonomy places the organism in Eukaryota, Viridiplantae, Streptophyta, Magnoliopsida, Fabales, Fabaceae.
AUAUAUAUCUAGGAGAGGACAAAGGAAGAGAUUCUUCAAAAGCUUAACCUCGUCCUCAAUUCAUGGGUAGGGGACGAGAAAAACCCUCAAAGAUGGAAAUUGAUCUCUCUUUGAAGAUUGAUACUGAUGAUGAGCAAAAACAAGACAUGGAUGAGAGUGUGAAAGAGGAUGAGGAGGAAGAGAAAAUGACACAGAUUCCAGAUAAUAAUAAUAAGGAAGAAGUCCCUGAGACCCCAACUGGUGAAAUUGAAGACGAUGCAUCAGUGGUAGAAACAUCUUUGCAAGAUAACACAAAAACAAAAGAGUUAAAUGUCCUACAAAUGGAGAUGGAGAGCAUGAAAGAGGAAAACAAAGUUCUGAGGAAAGUGGUGGAACAAACAAUGAAAGACUACUAUGAUCUGCAAAUGAAAUUUUCAGCCAUCCAGGAAAACAAUAAAAGAAAGGAUCAUGAAAUCUCUCUCUCACUUCAAGACAUUGCAACCAGCAGUGGUGAAGAGCCAUCGAAAAUUCUUGAGAUCUUUAACAAAAAAAUUAUUCAAAGAGCUCCAUCUCCUCCAAACACUGAUGAUAGUUUAAGUGAGAGUGAAUUGGGUUUAUCACUAAGGUUGCAACCAAGCACAAGUGAAAAAGAAAGUGAUGUGGGAAAUAAUAAGGAAGAAAAGAAAGAUGAACAAUUGGCAAGUUUUGCAUCAUCAGUGCAGAACAAAUUUCAGCGGACACAUGAGUUGCCUGGUAUUACAACACAUGCUGCUUCCCCUCCUAACAGAAAGGCUAGGGUUUCGGUUAGAGCAAGAUGUGAGGCUGCCACGAUGAAUGAUGGGUGCCAAUGGAGAAAAUAUGGGCAGAAAAUUGCAAAAGGAAAUCCAUGUCCACGAGCUUAUUAUCGUUGCACUGUAGCUCCAGGGUGCCCCGUUAGGAAACAGGUGCAAAGAUGUAUAGAUGACAUGUCCAUACUUAUUACAACCUAUGAAGGGACACAUAACCAUCCACUCCCUGUUGGUGCAACUGCUAUGGCUUCUACAGCUUCUGCAGCAGCUUCCUUCAUGUUGCUAGACUCAAGCAACCACAUUUCAGAUGGCACCUCAAGUUUCACUCAAUUAGCACCCCUUCCUUACAACACCUUCCACCCCCUAAACCCUGCUUCAAACUUCAGGAGCAUUAGCCCCAGUGACCCUUCCAAAGGGAUUGUUCUUGAUCUCACCAACAACCUCAGUGAUCCACCACUACGUUUUUCAACUGGUGCUAGCUCCUCCAACCCUACAACUGAGCCUCGUUUUUCUUGGAUGCCAAACAGAUACCAAGGUGGUGGUGCCAUUGCAAUGAACAAUUUUCAUCACAAGGCUAGAGCAGUGGAUCAUGAUAGAAUUAUUUGGAAAGCAGAAGAAAGCAAUAAUAAGGCAAUAGAUCACGACAAUGUGUCCGCAAUUGCCUCAGAUCCUAAGUUUAGGGUUGCGGUUGCAGCAGCCAUAACAUCUCUCAUGAAUAAAGAGAGCCACACUACUCAUCCUAUAGGUACUUCGUUUGGUCCUAGGAGUGGAUCACAAAAUGGUAGCUAGCUAGCUAGCUCUAGUUACAGCAACUGAAUGCAUGGUAAGCCCCACUUGAUUUUCCACCUUCAUGAUAAAGAGUAAGUUUGAAGACAAAAAAAGUGAAUGUUAUUAUAUACGACAAUGUUUAUACCACAUUGUCCAAAUGACUUAAUUAUCAGGCAUUACAUUUUAUGUACCUUCAUAUAAAUAAUCUUACAGGGGGUGGUUUCUUCUGUUUUCCUUGUAAUUUUUUGUUGUUGUCGUUGUCGAUUGCUGUGGAGUUAAGAUUUGGGUGAUUAAUUAAUUAGUUGGAUGGCAUACACGUGAAGGACUUUUAGCUAAUGCAGUUAGCCAAGGCUCAAUUAUUAAAGUAUUAAUGCAAAGCCUUUCUUAACUGUGUUUUAAGCCUUUUAA